AUGCAACAAUCAAAAGAGUGGCAGCAUCAGCAUCAACAGCAACAACAGCCAUUGCCUAUGACCCAGCAAACUCCGAUGGAGAGCACAAAGCCUGGUCCGUCUUCUUCCCCCAAGUCUGAAUCUGAUCACUAUGGAUACUUACGUCAAUUAAACAAUAAUUCAUCCAAUCGUUAUGAACAAACCAUCAUGGCUCGCUCUCAGCCUUCAACACCUCAUCCUUAUCCAAUGACUCAGAUGAUAAAAAGCACUAGAUCUCAUUUCAAUACACAAGAGUGCAGUCCAAGAUUCUUACCCACAAAAUCAAUGGCAAACUUGUUAUUAUCAGAUAAAUCCACAUUAUCUCCCAUCCAGAUACAAGCCAAGAUGGAUCGCGGCUUUUUCUUGGCUGAUGAUGAAUGGACCUGCUAUCGACGAAACUAUUUCCAAGUCAGUGCAGUCUUUUCACUCGCUUCUUAUCCAGAGGUAUACUAUGUUCAAACUCAUCGUGGUCCACAGUAUGUUCAGCGUUUCUUGAUCGGUCUUUCUGCCCGUGUGGCCAACAGUGAUCGUGAUAUAGAGCUCGUACAGCAAACUCCAAAACGCGACAAAGGCCCUCAAUAUAACCCGACGCCCAAACCCGUUGUUCCUGGCGGCUACCUAUCUUCAGGCAAUUCACAACACGAAGCUCAUCCUCAACAAACCAUUGCUACCUUUGAGCGACUUCAAUUCAAAUCGGCAACCGCUAAUAACGGCAAGCGAAGAGCAGCACAGCAAUACUUUGUAUGCGUUGUCAGUCUAUACGCUGAAACAAAGGACCAGCAAGAACUGAUUCAGAUAGCCAGUUGUCAGUCUGUGCCCUUGGUCGUACGAGGCAGAAGUCCUGGACAUUAUGCGGACACAGCCAAAACAUCGUCAUCUCCUGUAACGCCUGUCAUGCAAGUGAACGACAGCUACUACUACUAUCAUCCAGUACCCUAUUAUCCAUGCGAGGAAUCACCCUCGACUACAAAAUUGCCUUAUGAACCAUAUGAUUGGCAAAGGGCUAGAUAUAAUAGCACUUCUUCUUCUGGAUCUUCUUCAGUUACUUCUCCUCAUCAACCAUCCCAGGAAUCUUAUUUUCCUGCUCCACCUCAUCCUCUUGCUAACGUAAAGCAAGAAUAA
Molecule: messenger RNA, 1140 nt
Organism: Rhizopus microsporus ATCC 52813
Lineage: Eukaryota; Fungi; Mucoromycota; Mucoromycetes; Mucorales; Rhizopodaceae
Product: p53-like transcription factor
Exons: 4
Coding region: 1-1140 (379 amino acids)
Biological process (GO): meiotic cell cycle; positive regulation of transcription by RNA polymerase II
Cellular component (GO): nuclear chromosome
Molecular function (GO): DNA-binding transcription factor activity; DNA binding
Source: RefSeq, a predicted model, not a curated record